Messenger RNA from Manacus vitellinus (golden-collared manakin), 963 nucleotides. RefSeq names its product tenomodulin (gene TNMD). Gene Ontology annotation, biological process: negative regulation of endothelial cell proliferation; negative regulation of angiogenesis. The transcript has 7 exons. Bases 1 to 963 code for a protein of 320 amino acids. The record is from RefSeq and is a predicted model, not a curated record. Lineage: Eukaryota; Metazoa; Chordata; Aves; Passeriformes; Pipridae.
AUGGGAGGGACGGCUCGGGAGAGCCCGGAGCACUGCCGCUUUCUGGACGCAGAAGCAGCCAAGCCGCGGAACAAGAGCUGCCCCAGGUACCAGCUCUGUGGACUGCUCCUCGGUGUGCUGCUCCUUUCUCUUAUUCUGAUAUUUUUUGGUGUCAAAUACCUCUGGAACCCAACACCCAGAAAAGUCUAUGAUAUGGAACACACUUUCUUCAGCAAUGGUGAGAAGAAGAAGAUUGUGAUGGAGAUUGACCCCCUUGCCAGGACAGAGACCUUCACCAGCGGGAAUGGCAGCGAGGAAAUCCUGGAGAUCCAUGACUUCAAAAAUGGAAUAACCGGCAUCUUCUUUGUGGGACUUCAAAAAUGUUUCAUCAAAACUCAGACUAAAGUCCUACCUGAGACGACAGAGGCCAAGAUCCCUGAGCUUGAGGGAGAAGAAAUCACCACCACCUACUUUGAGCAGUCUGUAGUCUGGGUGCCUGGGGAAAAGCCCAUUCAGAACAAGGAAUUCCUGAAGAGCUCCAAAAUUUUUGACAUCUGCAGAAAUGUGACCAUCUUCUGGAUCCACCCCACACCAAUAGCAGCUCCUGAGCUGGCCAACCUUGAAGGGGCAGAAGAAGAAGACCCUGAACUGCUCAUAGACAACCAGAGCUGGCUGGAUGGGGGGAGUGAGCACGAGGUGGAGAAGGAUGCACAGCUGGGGCCCAAGCGCCGGGCACGACAGCUCACUGAGGAGGACCUACCCGUCAAUGACUAUUCAGAGAAUGGGCUGGAGUUCCAUCCCCUGUGGGACGAGCGAGGAUACUGCUGUGCCCAGUGCCGCCGUGCCAACCGCUACUGCCGGCGGGUCUGCGAGCCCCUCCUGGGCUACUACCCCUACCCCUACUGCUACCAGGGCGGGAGGGUCAUCUGCCGGAUCAUCAUGCCCUGCAACUGGUGGAUUGCGCGGAUGCUGGGCAGGGUGUAG